AUAUUGCGCAACAUGAGCAACGUGGUUGGGAAUUCGAUUCAAGAUGGCGGCGGCCGUGAGCGACAAGAGCGAUCGAAUAAAGCAUCUUGUGGCAGACUCUGCUGCAUUUCUAAAGAGAGUUCCAUUGGAUACGAUAGCAGAGAAUGUCUACACUAUAUCAGAGGUUGUUUCCGAAAUUAAAGAUGCAGCCACACGUCAAAGUCUCGCCGUGUUACCGUACGAAAUUCAGUUCAGACAACCAUCGACUGAAGCUCUUAAAGCAGUUACAGAGUUCUCUAAGCUCACUGGGGACUUCAAGGUGUUGUCUGCAGUGGAUCUUAGAGUCAUGGCCCUCACUUACCAACUGGAAAAAGAAUUUUGUGGAGUGGAGCACCUUAAAACCAAGCCCACACAGCAGGUCCAGUACUCCCAAGGUGUUGUUGGCAACAAUCUGCCAGGAUUUUAUGUCGAAAAGAAUGCUAAGGAUCCUAGUAGCACCCAGGAUGAAACAGAAAUACCCUCUACUGAGCCAGCAAACAAUGACUGUGAGGACCCAGUUGGCGAUGACAGUGACAAGACCCUGGAAGACGAGAUAGAUGAAAUUUCUGGGCUGCCUGGUUGUAGUAUAUCUGAGAAGUGUACAACUGAUACCCCUAUGCAGGCUUCUGAAUCUCAAAGUUUAUCUCAAGUGCAGGAAUACCCAAAAGAAGAUAAUGACAUUGUGGAGGAUGAUACACAGAGAGAGGAAGAUGACUUAAUGGAUGCUAACAACCCAGUUGAGGAUACCGGUGACGAUGAAGGUUUUGUCGAGGAGGAUGAAGAUGGCUGGAUCACACCUGAGAAUAUUCUGAGAAUUCGCACAGAGCUUAAUGCCGGCCGACCUGAGGCAGAAGCAGCUGUGGUAGAAGUUGGUUGUUUAACUACAGAUUUUGCCAUGCAGAAUGUGCUGAUUCAGAUGGGACUGCAUGUUGUAUCUGUUGAUGGAUUGCUCAUUCGUGAGGCCAAGAGUUACGUUCACAAAUGUUAUGCUUGCUUUUGAGUGUCCCAUGAAAUGAAACAAUUCUGCCCCUGGUGUGGUAACAAGACCAUGACCCGUGUCUCCAUGACAGUCGACGAACAUGGUGUUAUACGCUACAACGUCCCCACUAGAAAACGACCGUUCAACAUUCGAGGGAAAAAGUUCCCUUUACCCAUGCCCCAAGGUGGACGCUUUGCCGAGAACCCAGUCCUCGUGGAGGACCAGCCACGCGGUCAGCGGCGUCUCCCGCCAAAACGCGACAAAGUCGAUGUCCUCAACCCUGAUUAUGUGGCGCGGGCCUCCCCGUUCACGGCUAAUGACGUCAACAGCCGUGCGGUGCAGCAUGGCUUUCACGUGACGGGAAAUUACUGGAACAAACGCAACCCCAACGAAGUAAAAAAGUCGGGUGGAAGGCGGAAAAAGAAAUAGUGUAUAAUUACUCUACUAUAAACAGUAUUUAUUUGUGGAUAAAUUAAUGUGACAGAAGGCUGAAAAGCUGCUGAUAGUUUUCAGGUAAUUAUUUGAUGCUGGUUUCUAUAUGAAUGACCGCGCAUUAUAUGUUCAAAAAGUCGAAAGCGGCGUCAACUCUUCCUCCUCAUUUUUCUUCUCACUUCUCAUCACUCAAAAGACUUAGGAGCCCCUGGUCUUCUGGCUAGCUUUGUGGAACCUCUAAGACAGCAUGCAUCGAUACUUUGGGGGAGGGGGUCGGUUGUACGCUCUUUAAAUGCUUGUGAAUAUUUCAGAACAGGCAUACAAAGGUUCCAAUAAAAUGCUUUAUUCCUCU
Molecule: messenger RNA, 1781 nt
Organism: Nematostella vectensis (starlet sea anemone)
Lineage: Eukaryota; Metazoa; Cnidaria; Anthozoa; Actiniaria; Edwardsiidae
Product: RNA-binding protein NOB1
Exons: 8
Biological process (GO): ribosomal small subunit biogenesis; maturation of SSU-rRNA
Cellular component (GO): preribosome, small subunit precursor
Molecular function (GO): RNA endonuclease activity
Source: RefSeq, a predicted model, not a curated record